Messenger RNA from Clavispora lusitaniae ATCC 42720, 393 nucleotides. The record is from RefSeq and is a predicted model, not a curated record. NCBI's taxonomy places the organism in Eukaryota, Fungi, Ascomycota, Pichiomycetes, Serinales, Metschnikowiaceae.
AUGGUUUUCGUGUCCACGUCGUUCAGAGCAGCAGUGGCAGCAGCAGCAUCCGUAGCGUCUGUGGCGUCUGCCGCAUCGGUGUCGUUUGUUGUAGCAGCUGGGUCUGCCGUGUCGGCCACGGCCGAAUCGACGGCAGCCGGUGCCUUUGUAGUAGCCGUCGCAGGAGUCGCAGGAGUCGCCGUCGUUGGCUUGGUCGUAGCAGCUCCAGCUGCAGGUGUAGUUCCUGUUCCUGUUGCGGCAGUGGUUCCGGUGUUUGUUCCCGUUCCAGUUGUGGCCGCAGGAUUUGCAGCAGCUGGAGUCGUGGCAGCGGCAGCCGGGGUAGUUGCAGCGGCAGCUGGAGUGGUUGGCGUAGUCGCUGCCGCAGCCGCUGCUGGAGUUGUGUCAGCCGCCUGA